AUGAGGGGUCAACCGUACUGGAAAGAUGACGUGGAGUCGGGUCGCCGUCCAUUGUAUCCGAUGAUGCUGGAAAGCCCAGAACUCCGGUGGUCGUUCAUUCGGAAAAUAUAUACCAUAGUCACUAUCCAAUUGCUUCUCACAAUUGCUGUUGCAUCUGUUGUGGUUUCUGUUCGUCAAGUGUCGGUUUUCUUUACCACAACUGGGGCGGGUUUGGCCCUUUAUAUUGUUCUAAUCAUCACCCCUUUUAUUGUUUUGUGCCCCUUGUAUUACUACUACCAGAAGCAUCCAGUGAAUUAUUUUUUGCUCGGUUUGUUCACUGCUUCUCUUGCUUUCGCCGUGGGCUUGACUUGUGCAUUCACCAGUGGGAAAGUUAUUCUGGAGUCGGUCAUCUUAACGGCCGCGGUGGUUAUUAGUCUCACUUUAUACACAUUUUGGGCUGCAAGGAAAGGUUAUGAUUUCAAUUUCCUAGGGCCAUUCUUGUUCGGUGCUGUUGUUGUACUUAUGUUGUUCGCUCUGAUUCAGAUUCUAUUCCCUCUGGGGAGGAUAUCUGUGAUGAUUUACGGCUGCCUGGCAUCACUAAUAUUCUGUGGUUACAUCAUUUACGACACUGAUAAUCUGAUCAAGCGAUAUACCUAUGACGAUUACAUUUGGGCUGCAGUUGCGCUGUAUCUAGAUAUCAUCAACCUCUUCCUAUCUCUGUUGACCAUCUUCAGAGCUGCUGAUAAUUAG
Molecule: messenger RNA, 729 nt
Organism: Fraxinus pennsylvanica
Lineage: Eukaryota; Viridiplantae; Streptophyta; Magnoliopsida; Lamiales; Oleaceae
Source: the annotation of a GenBank genome assembly